GAGGCGGGGGGACAAUACAGACAUCCUAGAUGCUCUCUAUUCUACCCCCUCUCUGUAUCUCUCCCCACCCCCUCUCUUUUCUCUCCACCCCUCUCUCUCCCACUCCCUCCGCCAUUCCAUCAGGUCCUCACAAACACAGAAGUUCAGAGGGAAGACAGCUCUCUUACCAGAGAAGGAAAGAAACAAAGAAACGGAGGAAGAGAGAAAGAGUGAGAGGAAUAAAAAAAGAAGUGGUAUUAACAGUGGAGGACAAGUUUUGGAGGAGAGCAAAGGGAGAGAGGGGUGGUUUGGGUGGGGGGUGGGUAGCGUACAAGGCUGCUCCGUCUGUCUCCUCCAUCCCUCCGUCUCCGUCGCCGUGGGUUCACAGCUCUCCCUCCCCCCCUCCCUCGCUCCCUACCUCCCCCGCUCGCUGCUGGCGGGAGCCUCCGAGCUGCUGCGGCGGAGGUCGUCUCGGAUGGAGUCGCCGAGAGACGUAGGAGGAGAGACGAUGGAGCGCGGGGAGCGGGCCGAGCCUCUGACCGAUGCCGAGCGGGAGAUCAUCCAGAACACCUGGGUACACGUCUAUGAGAACUGCGAGGACGUGGGCGUGUCGGUCCUCAUAAGGUUCUUUGUGAACUUCCCGUCGGCCAAGCAGUACUUCAGCCAGUUUCAGGACAUGGAUGACCCAGAGGAGAUGGAGCGCAGUGUCCAGCUGAGGCACCACGCCCGCCAGGUGAUGGGCGCCAUCAACAAGGUGGUGGAGAACCUCCACGACCCAGAGAAAGUGUCCUCUGUUCUGGCUCUGGUGGGCAAGGCGCAUGCUGUCAAACACAAGGUGGAGCCUAUGUACUUUAAGUGUUUAUCUCACUUCCUCCCUUUCUCCAUCUCUCAGAUCCUGUGUGGUGUAAUGCUGGAGGUGUUCUCGGAGGACUUCCCAGAGUUCUUCACGGCAGAAGUGCAAAUGGUGUGGACCAAACUGAUGGGGGCGGUGUACUGGCAUGUGACGGGCGCCUACACAGAAGUUGGCUGGGUGCAGCUCUCCAGCUCGGCAGUGUGAGGGGCGAUAGCGGGGGUGAUUUUUAGGGCUGAGACUGUUCAUAGAAUAUCUUGUUGUGUUCAACUUUUGGGGGAGUCUUUCCCCUCUCCCUGCUGACUCAUUGUGUGUACUUUACUGUAUAGCCCCUGAGAUGUUGUCUGUAUAGCCCCUGAGGCGUUGUCUGUAUAGCCCCAGAGGUGUUGUCUGUAUAGCCCCAGAGGUGUUGUCUGUAUAGCCCCUGAGGUGUUGUCUGUAUAGCCCCAGAGGUGUUGUCUGUAUAUCUCCUUAGGUGUUUUCUAUAUAGCCCCUGCGGUGUUGUCUGUAUGGCCCCUGAGGUGUUGUCUGUAUGGCCCCUGAGGUGUUGUCUGUAUAGCCCCUGGGGUGUUGUCUGUAUAGCCCUUGGGGUGUUGUCUGUAUAGCCCCGGAGGUGUUGUCUGUAUAGCCCCUGGGGUGUUGUCUGUAUAGCCCCUGAGGUGUUGUCUGUAUAGCCCCGGUGGUGUUGUCUGUAUAGCCCCUGGGGUGUUGUCUGUAUAGCGUACAGUAAGUGAGCGUGUGUAUUCUCUAUGCCCUCAUCCAACCCUCAUUGUAGUAUUGUAAAUCUCCAAUGCUUUCAAGGGAACUAAGGGCUCCAUUUUAGGGAGUUUUGUUGCUCACUGAAUGUAUGCCACUUUGGAUUCCCAAACACACCCUGUCUCUUUCCAUGCCCAUCUCAUGCACUAUACAAACACACCCAUCUGCUAACACCCUGUCCAUACGGCAAGUGGCUAUUUAAAUGUAGAAACAAUUUCAAAGUGAUGGGAUAGAGACACAGGCUGACAGACCACUGUUAAGGUGCCAUCUCCUCUUUAUAAGCAUGCAUGCACGAGCACACACACACACACACAAACACACACAUACACUCUACCACUCUGCCGAAUUUGACCGCCCACAUGCUAAUAUUUACGGAGCAUUUACUUGGUUUACAUUUCCUCAUUAAACUCUCCAUUAAGGGUUUAAGAAACUGACUCCGGAGGUCUCUGGAAAUACAACGGACCCUUUGAAGUAGCAUCAGUGUAUCUUUCACCUCUGAACCACUAGGGUAAGAAAAAAUAUGAAUAUCGACCAUAUCUGAUAUACUAAGCACUCUACAACCCUACCAAGAGGUCUAGACACUUUGGUACAGUUUAAACCAUGUUGGGUUGGCAUGUACAAUACGGUGCCACAAGUUGGAGCCCUGCUCCCGACUUUUCCCCUGAAUACACUACAAAUGGAUUUUGAGUGUCGGUUUAGAUCCAAUCUCCUCUGUGUCUCUGAUAGUAACUCCUCUGGUCCCUCUCAGAUUUGCCAUUUACCAUUAAUAAGGAAGUAAUGGGGCUCCGAUCUUCCUCUUGUGGUCAUUCAUCAAAUAUCUCCCCUACUCUCUCAUCCUUUCUUUCCUCUGGCCAAAUGCUGAGAGAGAACGUCCCUCUAUCGGCUUUGCUACCAUGGCUAUUUGGCUAAUAAUAUAAUUAUAUUCAUAUUCUACUGCCUUCUCCUUUGUUGUUUUUUUGGAGGCCAGCAGUAAAGUUACAAGAUCAAGGAUAUACAGUUGGCUUAUAUGGCUGACAAAUAACCGCCACAGGAAGUUGAGCUAAUACAAUAUGACAAACUCAUUCAGCAAGAGACCAGUGGCUGUAGAUGAGAGGAAAUGAGGUAGAUUACUGUAGAAGUUGUUGUCUAUAAUAAAUUAUCUCUCCCAUCACACCUACAGAACAAUACACUCACCAGUCUCACACUGCUAGCAAAACAUUUGACCUCAGAUCUUGAGUACAAACCCGUUAGAGGUCAGGCUCCUCUGUUCCUCUGAGUAGCUCGGGGUGGAGGAGUAUUUGUGUUGGGCGCGAGCCGCUCCGACAGGUUGUUUUAUUAAACACGUCACCCAUAAUUCACAAAAUGGCGACAUUUAUUUUUAAAAUUCUCCCUUAAGCUGUAAACUCUUACCCUCCAUCUGCAGAGCUUUCCUCCCUGACACACACACACACACACACACACACACACACACACACACACACACACACACACACACACACACACACACACACACACACACACACACACACACACACACACACACACACACACACACACACACACACACACACACACACACACACACACACACACACACACACACAUCAUAUACUACAUCUGGGACUUCUUGUUGUGAAUUGUUUUUUUGCCAGUGAGUUUUAAAGCCUGGACUUUAUAUUUUUCUAAAUAUAUAAAACACAAUAAUUAUCUGUUUAUGUAUUUGGAAUGGAAUACUUUAUAUAACUAUGAUUAUAUACAUUUGUUGACUGGGGCAGUGGGAGUGGUUUUGUGCUGUUUUAGCAUGUGUGCACAGCCUCCUACAGACGUGUACCUUUGCAGACCUGGUGAAAUGAACUAUUAACAACUAUCAAUAAAGUGAUAAUUACCUA
Molecule: messenger RNA, 3453 nt
Organism: Oncorhynchus gorbuscha (pink salmon)
Lineage: Eukaryota; Metazoa; Chordata; Actinopteri; Salmoniformes; Salmonidae
Product: cytoglobin-2-like
Exons: 3
Coding region: 455-1036 (193 amino acids)
Biological process (GO): oxygen transport
Molecular function (GO): oxygen binding; heme binding; iron ion binding
Source: RefSeq, a predicted model, not a curated record